Molecule: messenger RNA, 4085 nt
Organism: Ruditapes philippinarum (Manila clam)
Lineage: Eukaryota; Metazoa; Mollusca; Bivalvia; Venerida; Veneridae
Product: ras-related C3 botulinum toxin substrate 1
Exons: 5
Coding region: 163-741 (192 amino acids)
Biological process (GO): regulation of actin cytoskeleton organization; regulation of cell shape; small GTPase-mediated signal transduction
Cellular component (GO): cytoskeleton; cell projection; plasma membrane
Molecular function (GO): GTPase activity; protein kinase binding; GTP binding
Source: RefSeq, a predicted model, not a curated record
CAAAAAUAGUAACUUUGCUGGGGGCACAUAUAUAAAGCAAGCUGCUCCUCCAUUUUGAACCAGUUAUAAAUACAUGUUGCUAUCUAAAUUUACCCCAUAACCACUUUUGGAAUCGUUUCGACCACUCCGUAUUUAUUCAGGGAUAUAAUUUAUUGUACAAACAUGCAAGCGAUUAAAUGCGUGGUUGUUGGAGACGGUGCUGUUGGUAAGACAUGCCUGCUGAUCAGUUACACAACGAAUGCCUUCCCUGGGGAAUAUAUUCCAACUGUGUUUGACAAUUAUUCAGCCAAUGUAAUGGUAGAUGGCAAGCCUAUUAAUCUAGGAUUAUGGGAUACUGCAGGGCAGGAAGACUAUGACAGGUUACGACCUCUUUCAUACCCACAGACAGAUGUUUUUUUGAUCUGUUUCUCCUUGAUAAGCCCUGCCAGUUUUGAAAAUGUUAGGGCUAAGUGGUACCCAGAAGUUAGCCACCAUUGUCCAAAUACACCUAUUAUACUUGUUGGAACCAAGCUUGAUCUGAGAGAAGACAAAGAAACUGUUGAGAAACUACGGGAAAAGAAGUUAUCGCCUAUUACUUACCCACAAAGCCUUGCAAUGGCAAAAGAAAUUGGGGCCGUCAAAUAUCUAGAAUGCUCUGCUCUGACACAGAAGGGACUGAAGACGGUGUUUGAUGAAGCCAUCAGAGCAGUACUGUGUCCAAAACCCAAGCCUAAGAAAAAGCCCAAGUGUAAUCUUUUAUGAGGACUUCCAUCUUUAUGUGUAAAAAAGAUAAAAUUGAUCAUGCAUAGUAUUUGUUAGACAUGCGUUGUUUUUCUAUUUCUUAACAUCUCUGACUUUAACUUGAAAUUAUUUUGUUUCAUUUUAUAAACAAAUUUACAUGUGAUGGUGUAAAUGAAAUUCACAAGUUUUCACAUCAUUUUCAAAACUGAAAAUUUCCACCUUUUAACUUUUUUCAAUAAGGGUUGGUCAAAUCCAAGUUCGUAAAAUGUAAAGAUAUUCAGCCAGAAGAUAAAACAAGUUUAGUCAAAAUGAAAAGAAUGUCAGAAUUUGAGAAGAAAUGGAUGCACAAGGUUUUUUUAUAUUAAGUGAACAAAGUUCCGUUAAGUGUUCUUUAAGCUUCAGUGUUUGUUGACUGAAUCUUGUUACAGUGUUAUUGUUUACGUGUCAAACAUGUUUUUUGCCAUUGUACAAAUCAAACGUCAAGUUAAAAUGAAUGUUAAAUCAGAAUUUUGAUUAUGAAGCAAUUGAAACCUUUUUUUUUUUUUUUUUUUAUUAGAAAAGUUAUUACUUAUAAAGUCUACUUUAAGUUGCAAGUUCUAGCUGAUACGUCACUACUUUUUGACUUGUUUAUAUUUGGAAUAAACAUGUUUACUUGCAACCAUGGCCUAAAUGAAUGCUAUACAUACCUUUUUAAAAAUGAUCAACCUGUACAUCACAAUUGUCAUGUGAUUUUCACGUUUGUUAUAGCUCGAAAGUCAAGGUUCAUAUUUUGUUAUCUAUGUAACAGAGCAUCUGAUGAUUGGAUAAUGCUUUUGCCUUUGAUGUUGGUGUAAGUGAUUGAUCUUGCUUUCACUUUAAGGGACAAAAUGAACUUAAAAUAUUGAUAGAUUACAAUAUACAAUUUAAAUAUACACAUGUACUUUAUUAAAAAUAUUAACAAUUUUCAGAAUAUAAAGCAAUGAAAGUUUUGCAAAGAGCUAGAUAACCUCCACCUGAGGAACUUAGUUUGGCAGUGAAUGUUUGUUGAAUAAGACUGCUCCACUAGUGUUACAAGAUGUGGGUCGGUGGGGGGUAUUAAUAAAAUGUUACCAGCUUCCAAAAAUUCAGAUUUUUUUAUUAUUUUUUUUGUAUAUCAAACAUACAAAAAAUGUCUGAAUGUACAUACUUGUAUAGUUCCAAAAAUGUGUACAUAAGAUUUGUAUUUUCUAGACAAUUUUUAUACAAUCUUGUUGAUAAUGUUGAAAUUAGUAGGUUUUCUUAGAAGACAUUAUGCACAUAUGACAUAGAUAAGUGUUAUCAUUCUUCUAUUGUUUCUUGAACAUGCUGACUAAAUUCAAGAUAUAUUUGUCUUUUUUUUUAAAAUUUUAUCUAUGGUGUUGGUUUAAACUAUAUUGCACAUAUAAAAUCUGAAACAUAAAAAACUGCUAGCAUAAGCAUACGUACAACAUUCUGUUUAAUUAUUUUAUUUAUGUUUAAUUGUAAUAUGAAAGUUUUGUGGAAUUUAGUGAUUUGUAUAUUCUAUGAAGUUAUUUUAAACCAUUGAUCACUCUAUAUUUGCAGCUUUGCACAGUUGCAAUGUUACAUGUUUAAACAUGUGUGAUUUCUUUUUAAUGUUGCUGUUAGAAGUUUAUUUUCUGUGAUCAUUUCAUAUGUAUGUAUGCAGAUGUUUAUUUGGAGGCUUUAUAUACUCUAUAAGCUGUUGAUCUAGUUUGCUUCAGCCUUUGUUUUAAGUGCUUAUACACCCUUCAUUCCUCUUUGUGUCCUUAUCAAUGCUAGCUUGAGGCUAGCUUACUGUUUAGGUGGUUCCGGUGUAACCUGUUGUGAUCUAUUGAUGCUUAUCCGCCCUUUGUUACAUUUACUUGUCUGGUUACAUGUACACCAAAUUAUAGUGCAUUGAAUUAAGAUUCAAAUAGACCAAUAUGUAUGUUAAGUAGUUAUACGUUUUUCAGGUUGCAAAAAAUAAAAAUAAGUUUGACCAGAUAAUUAGAAAUUGAAAUAAUUCCUUAUGGGGCGUUUUUUGUCUUGUGGUUUUUUUUUCACCAUUUAAAUCAUCUUCUGUCAAAUUUAAAUUCACAUAGUUUCUUAAGUUUUUCUUUUACAAUGUAAAAUGACUAUGCUAGUUUAGUGAGGGACAUGCUGUGACCUGUUUGGUUCUGUUCUGUAUAUUUAAUGUGACAGUUUAUAUAUAUUUAAAGUUUAUGAUUUGUAUAGAUAGCAUUUAUAACAUACAUGCAUUAUAGAUUGCAAGUCUGUACUGAUUAGCAGAAUUAAAUUUACUCUAGAUCGCCUUUACAUAUACAAAUUUGGACAGAAACAGUUCAAUAAACAGAAGUCAGUCUUUGUAAAUGAAAGCUUAAUUGUGGUUGUUAUUAGAUCUUUUGUUAAGUAAUUCUUUUUAAACACUUUCAAUUAAGUGCCUGGGGAUCUGCUCUAAAUGAUUUUAUGCAAGAUAAACUUAAAAAAAAUAAAUAUUUAUAAGCGGAAAAGCAGAACAGAAUAACUAAUAAGUAAUGUUUCCAUUCUAUAUUGUAUAUAUAUAGCAGGGAUUGACCAUCUUCAAGUUUCUUAUUUCAUGAAAAAAAUAGACCAAUUCUAGGUUGUGUUCAUGGGCAUUGAUAUAACAUGUAAACAGAAAUCUUACUUUAUGAUACAUGCUACAAUGUAAAUUAUCCAGAAUUUAUUUUUGGUGAUGAGAAUGUAACCCCAGAGUGUGGUUGCUAAAGUCUGAAGUGUAUUUACUUUGUCUAUUUAAGGCUUAAGGAUAAACACUACCACUAUCGAUAAUUACUUAAAAUAACAUCUCCAGUCAACUCUUCAGAAUUAAUAUGACAGAAAAAAGAUUUUGGAAAUGUAAAUAAUGAUGUUGAGCAAUUGAGUCAGUAUUUAAUUAAUUGAUAGUUAAUUAAAUAAAUGUUAGGUAAGGUAUACUUCUUGAAGGGAAACUAACAGCAAGAUUUGCGUUGGUUUGCUUUUAAGUUGCUAUAACUUACAAAUUAUUCAGUUAAUUUUGUGUAUUUUGCUCGCUUCAGAAUUCAUAUACAUUCUUGUUAUAUAUCGUUUCUUACAAGCAUUUUAUAUCAUCUACAAAGAUGAUAUGGGUAUCCUCUUGCUUGAACUGUAAUGGUUAGUUUGAACAAAUGUAAACAGCUUAAUUAGUUGUUGAUAAGCUAAAUGUUGUAAGAGUUGUUUUAUAUAGUGGUAGAGUUGGGAAUAGCAGCAUGGUUAUUUGUAAGAAGCUCUAGGGGUGCUUUUAUUACUUAUAUGUAUACUUUGUAUAUUUUUCAAAUUUGUUGAAUGUAUUCAUUUUUUAAUGCUAUAUCUUUAUAUAUAAUUAAAAUCAUACUUAAUAAAGACAUCACAAUGAA